This is a messenger RNA of Malania oleifera, 1638 nucleotides long. RefSeq lists its product as uncharacterized. Gene Ontology annotation, cellular component: membrane. Gene Ontology annotation, molecular function: lipase activity. The coding region runs from base 120 to 1322 and encodes 400 amino acids. The transcript is spliced from 7 exons. Lineage: Eukaryota; Viridiplantae; Streptophyta; Magnoliopsida; Santalales; Ximeniaceae. The record is from RefSeq and is a predicted model, not a curated record.
CUCUAAUAUUGCUUUCCUUGUCUGUCUUUUAGUCAUCAGUAUAAAAUUCCAGCUCACGCGCAUUCUUUUCCAUUCUACGCCUUCUCUCUCUCUCUCUCUCCCGUUGUCGUUGGCCGGCGAUGGACGCGGUGCACGUAGAAGAGCAGCUGACCUCCGGCGCUAGCAGCCGGAUAAUCCCAGUCUUCAAGAACCUGCGGCGCUCCGUUGUGUCGUGGCAGUCGCUUCAGCGAGCUCUGGUCUUCCUCCACUCGAUUCUCCUCUGGUUCCUCCUCCUUAUUCGUCCUCGCCACCGCUUCUCCCCUCCUCCGCCGCCACCCUCACCGACGUCGGCGUCGGUGAAGCCUUCAAGGCGGAGGUUCGUCUCCCGGAGAUACGAAGAGGACACGCUGCGAAGGAGAGCCCUCGCCGAGGGUCUUGAGAUGGUGACCGAGACGACCGAAGACGGGACCACCGUGUGUCGGUGGAGCACGUCCUUGUUCUUCGGAGUUCUACGGAACGCUUUGUUUUGCCGGUCGUGGUUUCCGGCUGGUGAUGAGAUAAAGGGAAUAUUGAUCAUCAUUCAUGGGCUAAACGAACACAGUGGAAGAUAUGCUCAUUUUGCAAGGCAACUAACCUCAUGCAACUUUGGGGUCUAUGCAAUGGAUUGGAUAGGUCAUGGUGGGAGUGAUGGCCUGCAUGGAUAUGUACCUUCACUUGAUCAUGUUGUUGCAGACACUGGGGCUUUCUUGGAAAAGAUUAAAUCUGAAAACCCUGGUAUUCCAUGCUUCCUUUUUGGUCACUCAACUGGAGGAGCUGUGGUUUUAAAGGCAGCUUCCGAUCCUUAUAUUGAACAAAUGUUGGAGGGAAUUGUACUGACGUCACCAGCUUUGCGUGUUAAGCCAGCACAUCCAAUCGUUAGGGCUGUUGCUCCUCUAUUCUCUCUAGUUGUUCCCACAUUCCAGUUCAAAGGUGCCAACAAAAGGGGCAUUCCAGUAUCAAGGGAUCCUGCUGCACUGCUGGCCAAAUAUUCUGACCCAUUGGUCUACACUGGACCAAUAAGGGUCCGAACAGGCCAUGAAAUAUUGCGCAUCUCCUCUUACUUGAUGCGGAACUUUAAGGCCGUGACAGUCCCAUUCUUUGUCCUUCAUGGAACUGCUGAUAGAGUCACAGAUCCGUUUGCCUCGCAGGAUUUGUACAACGAGGCAGCAUCGGAGUUCAAAGACAUAAGGCUUUACGAUGGUUUUCUUCACGACCUUCUGUUUGAGCCAGAGCGAGAAGAAAUCGCACAGGAUAUCAUAGCCUGGAUGGGGAAGAGACUAGGUGCUGGACCAAGUGGUUACUAAUCGCUAGUAACUUUCUUCUUCAAGUUCUACAGUUGGAUGAUUUAUGUUGUGCAGGCACAUUCCAAUUCAUUUGACCCAAUGAAAAGGAAGCCUCUAUGCAUUGGGAUAUUGUUGUCAUUUGAACUAGUAGUUCAUAUAUCUAACAAAAAUUUCAUAUAUUGUGACACCUGUAAAUCUUGGAAAAAAUUUCCUUUUACUGUAUCGUUGUUGUGAGCUGUGGUGGUGGUUGUGCGAGGUCACAUAUUUGUUUCCAGAGCUGUGGUCAGCUCUAUAAUUUCUAUAAUAAUAUAUUGGUGCAAGUGUUGCUACAACCAAA